AUGACGGUGGGCCAGUAUUCCGUCGUUAACCACAACGAGGGCUUUCCUAAACCUGAUUCUCAUAAGGUCACUGUCAGGGUGACCUCACCUUAUGGAAGUAAUUAUCACUAUGGGGAUCACGUGGAAUCGGGUAAUUUUGCGUUUACUGCGGCAGAGACUGGUGAUUAUUCAGCUUGCUUUUGGGUGUCUGAUCGUAAGCCCUCGACCACGGUGACCAUUGAUUUUGACUGGAAAACUGGAGUUGCUGCUAAGGACUGGUCCAAGGUUGCCAAGAAAGGGCAGAUUGAAACGAUGGAAGUUGAGCUGACAAAAUUAUAUGAUACUGUGUCAUCCAUUCAUGAUGAGAUGUUUUUUCUUCGUGAAAGGGAGGAAGAAAUGCAACAACUUAACAGAUCAACUAACUCCAAGAUGGCGACUUUUAGCUUCCUUUCCCUUCUGGUUUGCCUGUCAGUGGCCGGUUUGCAACUAUGGCAUCUUAAGAUGUUCUUUGAGAGGAAGAAGCUCCUCUAG
Molecule: messenger RNA, 510 nt
Organism: Prunus armeniaca (apricot)
Lineage: Eukaryota; Viridiplantae; Streptophyta; Magnoliopsida; Rosales; Rosaceae
Source: the annotation of a GenBank genome assembly